This is a messenger RNA of Uranotaenia lowii, 6083 nucleotides long. RefSeq names its product proteasome activator complex subunit 4B-like. The record is from RefSeq and is a predicted model, not a curated record. The transcript is spliced from 10 exons. NCBI's taxonomy places the organism in Eukaryota, Metazoa, Arthropoda, Insecta, Diptera, Culicidae. Gene Ontology annotation, molecular function: proteasome binding; peptidase activator activity. Gene Ontology annotation, cellular component: nucleus; cytosol. Gene Ontology annotation, biological process: proteasomal ubiquitin-independent protein catabolic process. Bases 394 to 6051 code for a protein of 1885 amino acids.
UAAUUUAAUGACUUUUCACUUGUGGUGUGACGACAGUGAAGAUUGAAGACAAAAAUUUUUGCAGUAACAUUCGGGGGAAUUUCGAGCGAAAUAAGUAUUUCUUUACCGUCCAGGGAUUGCAUCUAACGGCAAAGGCCAAGGUACUUUUGCAGUUGGGCAAAAAAUUGGGCCGUUUCCCGUAGCGAACGACAAAAGUUGGACAGAAUUCAGGGGGCCACUCGUCCAUUAAUGAUGGUGGUUCUCCAACAAUAAAGAAAGAAAAAGUGGGUCUGAAAGACCCUGUGGAUUGAGGACAGUCUUGUUCCCUUAUUUCUGAGGAGGAUUGGGAAAGUGUUGUGAAGAAAAGAUUACGAUACAAAAACUGAGUCAGUUCUGUACGGGGGUUGAAGUAAGAUGGAUGACGAAAGCAGCGAUAGUAUCGAGUUGAGCAGGAGUAAACGCAACGAGCGCGUCGAAAAGCUGGGAUUCCGCCCACAGAAGGAACUUUUCUGUAACAAAUUUCUACCGUACGCGGACCGCCUGGACAAUGAGUCGCAAAUCAUGUUGGAGAAUAUCAAGAACAACCUCGGGAAAGCCGUGGCCAUGCGGGAGAUUACACCCGGGGUGUCCAUUUACGUUUCGCGGUUAAUGAAGUACAUUAAAUUGUAUGGAAUGAAAUUUUCCAAGGAAGAUCACAUCAAGUUCGUGAAACUAUUGCUGGAAUUGAUUUGUAUUCCCAAUCUGGAACCAGAUAAGGUUAACAAAUUCUGCUAUGCAAUCACCACAAUGUUGAGGAAACCGGAAUGGCUUACUCCCGAAGAUAUUCAAAUUGAUUGGCGCCCUUUGUACAAUUUGAGUAACCUGAUAUUAAAUAAAAACUGCAGUAAAGGAGAUUCCUAUCGUUAUUUCGCGAGAAGUGUUAUGAGAAAAUCGAAAACACCCCAAUCACCACUGGCUCAAUUGAUUGCAAUGGCGAAGGAAAUGGGCUACGAUGUUACUUCAUUUUUGGCCGGCUCCGGCAUCAAUUUAUCGGACCAGGAUGAUAUACCGUCUCUGGAAACCAACUUGCAGUUCGUCAUUCAGUACUGUGCUCCAUACUUUCCUCGUUCGUCGACGCAGGAAAUUCUGGACGAACUGCUGCCGAAGCUGCAACCAUUGGACACCGGUAAAAGUUUCGAUACGUUCGGUAUGUUGCACAUUUUCCUGAGUUGUGAGCACGAUUACGAGCUAUGGUUCGAAAAAUUCAUGUCCAUCUGGGAUGGAUAUCAUAAUCCACCGUGGGGCGUGGACAUGAUGAAUAUUUUUGCAACCGUUGGAUUUAAAAACAUUGGCUACAUCGAAUGGGAACCGUAUAUUCCAACUAUGUUCGCGAGGAUUAUUCGGUCGGUUGAUUUUCCUGUAAGCUAUAAGUGUACCAAGAGCUCGAAACUUCAGACUUUGUCGUCCCAAUCCAUAGCAAUUUGGAUUGUGUCGGUGCUAGGACCGAAAAGCAGUGCUCAACAGUAUCUCAACAAGUUUAUGGCAACGAUAGAAUCUUACCUUCAUCCGGCAAACUCUGGAAAAUGGGUAACGAUGCUGGGAGAAAUUUUGUUUCAGCUGCCGAAGUAUUUCUUCGAUCGCUUGAUUUUGGAACGCUACCGAAAGCAUCCGUUCCGGAGACCAAUUCCAGAGAGCCACAAGUUGACGGAAGAUUGCGUAACAGCUUUUGUGGAGUGUAUGAAACCGGUUGCUUACCAAGCUAUGUAUUCGCGGCUUAAUCCCCAAGACGUGGGAAAGAUUUUCCAGCAUCUAGCAGAUCUACGACCAGCUUUAAUUAUUCCUACCAUUAUUGAUCGGGUGUAUGCGAGCUUGGAUUCUUUGACUGAACCGCACAAGAUGACUGCAGCGCUACAAAGUCUGAUAAGCGUAUCACGGGCCUUGGUUAGUGCCCAUAAUGGGUACACCGAGGGUAGAAAUCAUAUUAUUCCCAUUUUCUUCGCCACCCUUCCGGGAAUUGACCCGAACGAUUUCAAAAAGACAUCGAUCACAUUCCACUUCCUCACAUCGAUAUCGUUUCUGAUACCGAUUAUAGACUGUUCGAAAGCAGGGCAAUAUCACGACCUGACGGAAGAUGAACGGAUGCUGUGCGAACAAACAGCCGACUUCGAAAAUUUCGUACUGCAAUAUAUGGACAGAAUUUUCCUUCUGAUUGAAAGCAGCUCGAUGGAUAACGUUCGUAUGGAACAGUCCGAUGCGGAUGCCACACGUUCAAAGAUGGAAUCCAUCUCCGAAGCUUUGGUGCAGUCCUGUACUCACGGUAUUUUGGGUCAAUGUUCUAAGGAUAUUUUAAAUGCGGUUUCACGGAAGUUAAUCGACUUUGUUAAAACUAGACUAUUAGAGCCUAAGGUAGCAGGGCAAUUGGUUGGCUGUUUGGUUAGAGUGUUUGCUAGAAUACAUGGAGCGGAAGUUUUACGUUCGUUGAUGCCUUAUUUGGUGAGCACUAUUGAGCGUUACAUAGAAGAUCAUGAUGAUAUUGUUGAGAUCGAACACCAAAACGACGAAAUGCUGUAUUAUCUACUAUUACUGACCAAUAUGAUGCGUGGAGACCCCCGUGAAGUUGGGAAGUAUGUGGACAGCGUCAUUCCAAUUUUGGAUCAAAUCCUCAAGUUCAAGUGCAAGCAAGCCAAUAGAUACGGUUCUACCAUGAUAGCCAAUCUGAUGAGUAAUUUAUCAACGAUGCAAACACUUGAUGUUAAAAACAGCCCGGAAAGUUUUGAAAAACCUUUAUCAGAAUUUUUACCGAUUCGAGCAUGGGGAGAAAAAAUGGGACCGGAAGGAAAAUUGGAUUGGUGUUUCCCAGAUGCCAAUUCACUGCAUGUUUGUGAGAAACUGAUGCAUCGUUAUUUGAUUCCCAUUUUGGAUAACUUCGAAAAGUACUGUCAAGGUGAUCUGGAACUUAGUCGCGAUGACAUCAACCGAGAAGUAACGAUUAUCCAAUCUUUGAUGAGAUGUUCCAAUUUUCUGCCCAACUGGGACGACGAAGAGCCAAUUCCUUUGUUUUUAUCCUGCUUGGAUCGCACAGAGAUGAAAUGGAACGUUACACAAGGAUUUGAUGAGUUGGUUAUCAGAAUGCCAGGUGGAGAAAACGUACGUAGAACGAUUAUAAAAUCUAUGAGUGCCCUGCAACGUAAAAUUUUGGAGAAAUCUGAAGACGAUAUCAAAUCUCUUAAGUCAAUCUUGCUAUUGUACGAUAAACUUUUUAUCCGCAAGCAUGCCAACAGUGCUUUCGAUAAUCAGCUUAAAAAUUUCAACAACACCAAAAAGUUUCAAACGUACAGAUUGACUCGGUACAAACGAGAUGUACGGGCCGUUGUUGCUACCCGUGUGAUAAUGCAGCAGGAUUGUCGGGAUGAAAUUGAUCAGCCACUUUUCACUGCCACCCAUUUGGAAGUUUUGAUGAACCUGUUGGAGUUAUCCACCUCACACUAUAGCAGUGUGCGUGCAACGGCUCAGAGUAAAUUAUUUACAUUGUUAUCAACGUUUUCGUUUAGCUACAAAUUAAUCACAGAUAAGAUCUUAGAAUACCUCCGGUUAGAUUCCAAUGAAAAUCACGAACAAUUUAAAGGAAUUCUUUAUAUUUUGGUAUCAAAUCGGAGAUCUAGAUUAAUCAUCAAACAUGAUUGGGAGUUUCUUAGUCGUAUUUGGGUUACUUUACUGCAAUCUAAUUUAUCGGAAAAACCUUCGGUUGUUAAACUGAUUGAUGCAGUGACGGAUGUGAUUAACAACGAAUUUCCAACAACCACUACUGAAAUAGAAGUUCCCGAAUCCUGUGUCGAAUUAGGGUUGGCCCUUCGAACUCGUUCUGACAAACUGGACCUGGAAGCUGGCCGACAGGCAAGGCAAGCAAAGAAUAACAGAAACGUUGAGAUAUACUAUGAUCUAAUUGCACAAAUACUUUCCAUUGUGGAAAAUGAUAAACUUUACUGGAGAUAUCAUUUCUUAGCUUCAACAAUGCUAAACAACCUGGUUCACCCUUUGACAAAGUAUCCCUCGACGGUAGCACAGUUUUCCGUUAAUAAUCUGAUACAUGAUUCGUGCGAAGAACGUAAACUUGCAAUCUGCUUGUUAAACCACAUUAUUCGACAGCAAAAAAGGGAACAUAUCAAAGUUACGGUGAACCCGUACGAAAUUGCUGGCAUUGCUCACAAAGCCCCGAUCAAUGGUUCUGACGUUGCGCCAGGUUUCAGAGAGGACAACCUUUGGUUGCAGUACGACGUAGAAAAAGCUCCGAAAAAUCAGGAACAAUGGGACGAACCUCGAUACACGUUCAAAACGGACGGCUUCUUUGGCUGGAGUAGUAAAUUUGAAGUAUAUGCGCCUAGUCGGGAUCAACCAAUCUUGGAUCGUACCGAGGACGAGAUGAAUGAAUGUGAACGUAUAAUUUUUAGGUUCUUUAAUCAACAAGACAACGUUGAUAAAUUAAUCAAGUUUUGGGCGCUUGAAGAGAAAAAAGGACGCGAUAAGUUCCAGAGGAAUCGAUUCCUUCUCAUUAAAGGUCUAAUGAAUGCUUUUGGGGAUAUGCUCUUGGGUAAAUUUGUGCCGCAUCUCCAUCCACUAAUCGAGGACAAGAAAUCGGAAAGUAGCCAUCGUUGUGCUGCUGAAGUCAUGGCCGGGAUAAUGAGGGGAGCUAAACAUUGGCCGUACGACAAAACCAAUGCCAUGUACGAACAAAUAGUGCCUUUGAUUCGUCUAGCGCUGAACAACGUCACUGUGGACACGGAUGUGUAUUGGGGGACCUGCUUUGCAACCGCUGCUGAGUUCAUGGAUCCAUCACGACAAUAUUGGUUGCACGAAGCGUUGCUGGAAGAUCCCUUGCAAGAAACAACGAGCUUCAUCGACUGCAAUCGGUUGUACUGCCUACAAGGGGCUUUCAACCAGCACGUCUGGAGAAUGUCUAGCGUAGCGAAAAGGCUCCUAGAAUAUCUUAGACCGUACUUGAAUCAUUCAUUCCAAAACGUCCGCGAACGGUUAGGAAGCACCUUGAUUAACAUUUUUGAAGCCGAUCUUCGUUUUGCCGGUUAUCAAAGUAUUGCCUUAUCCCCGAAAGUUAGUGAUAUGAUAGCUUACGUACGCCCUAAACUACAAAUACUGCUUGAUGAAGAGUAUUCAUCAACGGCAAGCGAUAAAUCCGAAUCGGGUUCGGUCUCCGAAGAAGGUAGCACUUCAGCGAAGAAAGAAGAUUCCGAAUAUGAAAUCGCAGUUCGAUUGUUCAAAACGGUGAUUCAGUGGCUAACCUGUGCGAUAAACCGAUGCUCCAAUGGCAACGAAAUCGAGUACUUCGAUUUGCUACCCAUCGCAUGCCGGUUGGAACAUUCCGAACAAGAUCAGGAACUAGCGGAGAUUUGCACCACGCUUUUAGCGCUAGUAUCGCAAGCUUUAACGCUGAUUCCAUGUAUGGAAGCGGCAUUAAACAAAAUAGACGAAAUUUCCCAAAUGAGCUCUUGGUCAGCGCGACGUGCCGUCAUCGAUGUGCUGCAGGUCUUGGUUUUCUACAAUAUGACAAUAAUUCUUAGCAACGAAAGCUGGAAAGCGAAAACGCAAGAAAUCGUGCUGCGCUUGUUGGAGGACAACGUAGUAGAAGUUAGAGAAAAGGCAGCUGAAGUUUUAUGCGGACUCUUACAUUGUUCAUUCCUGACGGCAACCGACGAACUGCUGGAGCUUUUUAAGACCAAAUGUAGAACAAAAAUGAUUCGCGCAAAACGUAUUAAAGUAACACCGAGUUGUUCCAGCGAAGUAGCGAAGAGUGAUGGUGUUGAAGCGAAUGCGGUUCGUGCACGUCAUUCUGGCGUUCUAGGAUUAUGUGCCUUUAUAUCCGCGUACCCAUAUGAAGUGCCUGAAUUUGUUCCGAACGUGUUCGAACACUUGGGAGCUCAUCUGAAUGAUCCGCAGCCGAUUCCGGCUACGAUCCGUAAAACGAUGGGUGACUUCAAAAGGACCCAUCACGAUAACUGGGAGGUACAUCAGCUCAAAUUCACCGAGGAUCAGCUGGCGGUCUUGAGUGACUUAACGAUUCCGCCCUCGUAUUACGCAUAAGAUAGUUAUUUUGUUUGCUUUGCUUCAUAAGG